This is a messenger RNA of Hydra vulgaris (swiftwater hydra), 5730 nucleotides long. RefSeq lists its product as uncharacterized. Lineage: Eukaryota; Metazoa; Cnidaria; Hydrozoa; Anthoathecata; Hydridae. The record is from RefSeq and is a predicted model, not a curated record. Gene Ontology annotation, molecular function: protein binding.
AUGGACGAAAUUGAUUCUAAGCUUCAACUUUUCCACCGUAUAAAAAUCCUUACUAUGAAUGAAGUAAAGGCUGCUGUUGAAUACAACAAAGUUUAUUCAAAUGAUUCUAAGCUUAUCAAUGUGCCCUAUGGGCUUCAGACAAAUACUGUUUUAACAAAUUCAGAGCCGGUUCAAUGCAGUUUAUACGCUGAGACAAAAUCAAAUGUUAACUAUAUUGCUUUUUAUGGUAGCAGAGAUGAGAACGGUUUGUGUUCGUGGCUUAUAGAAAAAGACAAUUUCCGAUUUAGAAAAAGACGAAAAAAGUUAGGCUCUCUAGUUACCAAUGCUGUUUACGUUCCAUCAUGUUACCUCAUAUUUGCGUUUUGUAAAGAUCUAACCAUACGAACAUUUGGACCGCUUUUUCAAGAACAAAGUAUAUUGCAGUUAGGGUAUUCAAUUCUUUGCAUGAAAUAUAACGAGAAAACAAACCAGAUUGUAACUGGAUGUAUCGGAUUUGUUCAACAAUGGAAGUUAAAUGCAAAUACUCAUAACGCACCUCAGUUGAUAAAGGAAGUACAUUUGGAAUUUUCCAAUAAAAAACCAUGGGUACAUUAUUUAGAGUUUGUUGAGGAGAAACAGCUGACUGUUGCUUUAACUGGGAAUCUGAUUUACUUUCUAGAUUCCACAAAUUUGAAUACUUUAAUGACAAUAAAAAAUCUGAAUGGUUUCUUAUUCAGCACGUGUUUAACAUACUUACAAAGAGAGUAUUUUUUGACAGCUUCAUGGGAUGGAUCUAUAAAGGUUUGGAAUGUAUCUAUGAAAACAUGCCCAUAUGUUGGUUGCUUUAACGGCCACACUGCAAAAGUAAUAAAACUAGAUGUUCAUCCCUGCGAAGACAUACUUAUAUCGGCUUCGGAAGACUCAACAAUACGUUUAUGGAGAUUCGAAACAUUUCAAGAAACACAUCGAUUUGAUUCUGCAGACUCUAUUGGUCAAGUUUUUUUAAUCAACUCCCGCCUUUUAUACUAUACGUCAAAGUUUUCGUUGCACAUAUUAGAUAUAAACUUAUUUCAUACUUUAUUCACAGUAGUUGGAUCUAAUCUAAAUAAAGUUCAGAGAGUUAAACCUAGUAAAGUAUUAUCUAAUGAUUACAAUCAGGUGUCGCGUAUACUAGUUACGGCAGAUGAUGGGGGAGUUCGCAUUGUUUCACCCGUUCAUGGCAAUAUUUUGACAAUGCUAUUUCCGAUUGUUUCGCACAAAGUGAUAUCUUACCAUCAUGAUCCAAUAGAAGAAAUACUGUACGCUUUAUUGAAAGAAGAACAAGGAAUUUUACUUAUAUCAACAUUAACAAAUCCAUGCAGAGCAGUGCAAUUGUUAUGUUUUCCAGAAAAAGAAAACGCUGUCAUAUGUUUGGAACUAAUCUAUGUAGAAAUUGAAUAUAAAACGACGCCAUUGUUGAUAGCUGCUCAUAAAAAUGGGAAAAUCUCUUUAUUAUAUGGCCGAGGUUUUAAAAUGAAGCCACAAAUCUGUGAUGGGGGAUUUGUAAUUACUAUAAUACCAUCUCAAAAUAAUUUGCGUUUCGAUUUUAUAACAUGUACAAGCGAGUCGCACAUCACUCUAUGGAAAGUUUUUAAAGUGAAUUACAGUACUCUGUCUAUAUUUGCUGUUCACAAGUUUCAGGUUGAGGGACAUAUUUUAAAUCUAGUCGCAUCCGAUAAUAUUAUAGGCUUUACUUUGGAUAAAGCAAUUUUUUUAUGCAAAGUCGUUAUUCAAACAAAUGGUGAAGUUGAUAUAAGUAGGAAUACUCAUUCAAACGAUCAAUCUCAUUUAACAUCCGUUACCGAGUUAACAGCUUGCUCAAGCAUCCCUAUAUUUGCAUCUGCUUCAAAAGACGGAAAAGUAAAAAUUUGGGAUGCAAGUUGCAUGCUCAUCAGAGAACUUUGUUUUGAUGAGACAUUGUCUGGAAUGUGCUUUUGCAAUGACAGAGGAGAUAUUUUAGUUGGUUUUCAAAAAAAUUUACACCACGUUUCGGUAACGGAAUAUUUACCACAAUCUUACUUAGAAACUCUGCUUGAACAAAACAUAGAAGAUGAUAAAAUUGAAUACUGUACACCAUUUGAUCCAAAUUUGAAGUUUUGGUACGAUAGCCGUCGUGUGCCAGUUGUAACUAAACUUAGCAAAAAAACUUUUGAUCACAUUAAAGAAUUUAGUUUGAAAUUAAAACACCAGAAAUCGACAACAAAGCAAAAGGAAUCAACAGUAAACCAAAAUAUGAUUGAUAAUAAUGCUUUGAUGACCAGUUGCAAAAGUAAGCAAACGCCAGGGGAUAAUAUCAAACCAAUUUCAUUUGGAAAAAUCAGAAAAUAUAAAGACAAUCGGUUUGCCGAAAAAAUAUUAAGUAAAAAGCUAAUUGAAAAAUCAGAAGCCAUUACUUAUAAAGAAUUGCACACUUUCAAUUUUAAAGAUUCAAAAGCUCUUAGUUUUGAAGAGAAAAGCAUUACCACAACAAAUGAAGUUUUAUUGUCAGAGAGAUAUGUAUGGCCGUUUGCCCCCGAUUGUUUUAUUCCUAAUUCUAUCGUACGAUCGUUUCGAAAACCUGCUUACCCAUUUAUUGAUCGUUUAGCAAGAAUGACGGACCGUUUAUCAAAACAAGAUAAUGUACCAGAGGAGAUUGAUUUUGAAAACAAUUUUGAAUUUAGUGAUAAUGAUGAAAAUUAUCUAGUUACUAAUACAAAAACGUUUAGUUUCUUGUCUGGAAUUAAGGAGCAAAUAUCGAGACCAGAUAAACAAGGCGGCAUAUUUGUUGAGAAAAGAAAAUUGAGAGAUGACACCUUUACGUCUGAAAAGAAAAAAACAAGGCAAAAUACAAAGAGUAUAGUCGAUAAUAUUAAGGAGAAAAAACGUAACAAGAUUCUUACAAAACGAAUUCCAAAAAAUGAAGUUAUAAAUCAAAGUCCAAAGACAGAAAUUGAAUCUGCUUCUAUAUUUAAAAUUCUGCCUACUCCUCAAAUAGAAAUUGAAUCUGUUCCUUUAAUUGAAUGCGUACCUCCCCCUUAUAAUGAAUAUACGGAUAAAGAGUGGUUCCCGCGUGACAUUGGCUCUGACCAAAACUUCGUAAUUUCUUAUUUAAUCAAUCAAUUGAAUACAUCUCAACCAUUAGUGUUUAAGGAAAUUCUGGCAGCUAUUACUAAAAUACACAGUUACUACAGUAUGUCAAACGAACUUUUUGAAAAGUUUAUACAAAUACUAUUAUCAUAUCUUGAAAACCCAUCUGGACAAAUUCGUCAUUAUGCGGUUUCUGCUUUUCUCGCACUAAGCCCAAAUCGCAGAGAUGUUCUGUUGAAGCUAAUACCAAAGCUAAACGAUCCUAUAGAUCCGGUUAAAGAUGCUGUUAAACGACUUUUAAAUGAAAUGGCUGGAAUCAAAGAUGCUGAUACUUUAGCAUCAGUAAUCCGAGAACUAGGCGAAAUGAAAUCAGGUAUAGUGAGUAAUGAUAAAGAGGUAAUAGAGUCGUUUAAAGAUACCAUAAUAACGAAUAAAGAAUCUUUUCGGAAACUUUCCAAACUUGUAAAUUCAUCAAACAGCAUGGAAAUAAAAAGUCAAAUAUCAACAAACAUAACUGAUAAAAGCAUUUACAAAAAUAUCGUGUUAUCAAACAAAUCUUUGCAAUCAGAUUAUACACAGACUAUGUCAACACGAUUGGAUGAGACUGAUGAGCGAACACGAUUAGAUGACACUGCGAAUAAGAAAAUUAUAGUUAAUACUGCCAACAGUCAAAAUUUACUUUCACCAAAGCACAAAUCAAAAAUAGAUAUUAAUGAUAACGCAUUUAAAAAAAAUUUAUCAGAUUCCAACCAAAAUAAAUUACAAGUAUUAAAUAACAAACCUACUGAAAAAAGCGACUUAAUGUAUUCAGAUCUAGAAGAAAAUAAAAUCUCUGAUAUGAAAAACAAAUAUAAAAACAAAAUCAAAGUUAAGGAAACAAGAAAACAAAAAUCAGCUUUAAAAAACGUCAUAAAAGCGCAAGGGAAUUAUAGCAAUGACAGUAAUUCAGCAACUAAAAAGCCGAAUCGUACGAUUACGACCAAUUUAGAAUCGUGGAAUAAUAAUCCCUGUGAUGAUCGAUUAAUUACAUCUAAUCGAUCAUCACAGGACACAUCCAUCAAAGUGUUUGAUAAAAAUACACGAAGCUAUCGUAAUGAAGGUAGUAUUAUAAAUGAAGAACAUAAAAAACUCGAGCUUGAUGGUCGUAUACUUUAUAACGAUUCACUUCGUGUAACGAAAUUGGGACCAUAUAAAGAAGAAAAAAUGCUACUUUCAAAACUUCUCGGUUUAUUUAAAGAUGAAGAUAUCUGGCACCUUAAUAUAUUGUUGCAUGAAAAUAUGCAGGAAACUACUGAGCACUUGGCAACUAAACUAGCUAGCAAAUUAUAUAAGAGAUUCAAAGCUCUAAAAUCAAAUCCCAGAUCAAUGCCAAAAUUUAUGACAAAUAGUUUUUCAAAAAUAUUUCAAGUUGAAAGUAAUGAAGGAUUGCAAUCUUCUUUGAAUGUCUCAAAAUCGUUGAAUACUUUAUCUGAAAGUUAUAAAGAAUUAGGUACAACUCAAAUGAUUGAAGAAAAAAAACAGCUUGAGACUCUUGGUGCAAACAAAAUCAAAGAAAUAAAUAAAAAAAAUUCAAAAUUGAUUGAAAUUUCCAAUACUCAAAUAAAUAACUUUGAUACUCAAAUGAAUAAACCCGAAAAUUUUUUUUUCUACGAAAAUUUGAAUCUUCCGAUAAAACCACCUAAUGAUAGUUUUUCAUUUGAAGAAAAUGAGUCCAACGAUCAAGCAUGCUGUUUUUAUAAAACAACCAACAACCUAAACAAAAGAAAUGAAUCAAAAAGCCAAACCUCGUUUGGACAUGCAAUAUCUAACAACCGAGAAAUAGAAAAGAUGUCCGUUAAACAAAUCAAAUCUUUAUUCAAAGUACCACCUAGCAUUAAAAAAGGGAACAAACUCACAAGCAAAGCACCACUUUUUAAUAAUGAAACGCAAAACCAAACUGAAGAAAAAGAGCAUGUUAGUCUUUUUAAAGUAAAAGAAAACAAAGUGUUACUUCCCGAAAUAUCUUUCACCAAUACCAUUAAUAAAUUAAACUCUAAUAAGAAAAAGAAAAAAGCUGUUUUAACUUCCAGUUUAACAGAUUAUACAAAUUUAUCAAGUAAUCAAAAAUCUGAAUAUGAAAUAAACAAUUGUAGUGCAGACAACAUUUCAAUGUUAUUGAACUUUUUGAGAAAGGGUCAUAGCGUGAAAAAAAAAGAGCACUUGUCAAUGAAGUUAAAAAAAUUCGAAAAGUUAUCAAAUAUAAAAAACUCAACAGCGAGGAGCCAAAGUAUGCUAUUUACAUUGGAGGAAGCAGAACAAAUGCUUAGAAAGUUGAAUUCUUUACAAAAACUUAACUACAAAACUAUCCAGUCUGGAGUAUGCGGAGAACGCAUACUAUGUAGAUUAGAAACGAUAGCUUCAAAUUACAAUUACGAAACAAUAACCAAAGUUAUUGAGUCUUUACCAGAAAGAUAUGGAUGCCAAAUAGUUUCAGUUGACUCUGGAAUAACAAUGUAUGGAUCACUUAGUUUUUAUUGGAAAUCGUUAUGCAACACGGAUCUUUCAUUGAAUUAUCAUCAAAGUGACCCAACGCGUAAUGAAAAUGUUUUAUUGACUAUAGACAAUAAAUUUCAUUUAAAACCUUGUUUUUUAAGGUUUUAAACAAAU